Molecule: messenger RNA, 2968 nt
Organism: Hyalella azteca
Lineage: Eukaryota; Metazoa; Arthropoda; Malacostraca; Amphipoda; Hyalellidae
Source: RefSeq, a predicted model, not a curated record
AUUAUGUCUAAAUUGUUCCUAUACUUGAUUUCAGCUUCUUUGAAUAGCAGAUAACUUACUUGUUGUUGGGAUGGUGAAAAAAUGUCUGACUCAAAAUUGCUUGAGGAACUCCUCUCUGAAGCUGAAUCAGUUAUUCAAGAUUAUAAAACUAAAUAUAAAUCUAGUGACAUCUCCAAUUUCACUCCUGAGUUACUUCCUGAUAUGAAUUCGAGUAGAAAUGUCAAUCAAGUUGUGAAUGACUCAAGUUAUUCUCAUAGCUCAUGCCAUGCAUCAGACGUAUCCUUCAAAGGUGUCAGUGUAGAAGCCAUUAAUUUUACAAACAGUUCAGGAAAGAAGCAAGAUCUGAGGAGUAAUUAUUUGAACCUUAGCUCUGAUUUGGCAUUCAUUUCAGCCUCUCAAGUUACACUGCCCUCCAUAAACCUCAACAAAGGAGAUGAAGAUGGUAAUGAUAUCAAGUAUGCAGUGGAAAAUGUUACCAAUUACAGCACAUUCAGCGAUCAAGCUGGAAAAAAUGUAACAAAUGGCAGCACCUUUAGCCAUCAUGCUGAAAAAGAAGCUGUUGCUGCUGAGCGUGACACGAAGGUGUUGUCAGAGCUGCGGGAGCUGUGCUGGGUGUUGCUGUCAACUGCCUCGGCGGCUCUCAGAGACCAAGCCAGACUUGCAAAACACAUCGAGACAACAGAGGGUGCAGGCAGCUAUGUCCUCACGUCAGGUGUGGAUGGCAGUGAGGCACAGACACUCGUCUCACAAGCUGCCUCACGCUUGCAGCAUCUUCUUGUGCAGGUGAGUGCAUGGCAGCAAGAGUCACAAGAGGCUGAGGCAGAGUGUACAAGGCUGUGCUCGCUACUCAACUCUCUGCUGUGUUGCACAUCAGACACCCUCACCGCCUCUGGCCUGCAGCACCUUGCUGAGACUUCCCUUGUGUCACCCAGACGCAGCAACGCCGAGCGUCUAGUGGAUGCAGCUUGUAGCAAUCUACAGCUACUCUUGGAACAGCAGCAGUCAAGCAAACAGCUGCAGCUGCAGCAGGAACAGCGUGUGCAACAGCUGCAGCAGCACGUGCUUGAUGGAGAAAUGCAGCUGCAUCAAAUGACCGACAGGUGCGGCCAGCUGGUGCAGGAGCUGCAGGAUUGCAAACGGCAGCAAGAACAGCAGCUGCAGCAGCUCUACGUGCAGCUGGCGAGGGCUGAGGAGACUCUUAAGCAGACUCAAACUGAUCUUGACGUCGCUCAGUCCUCACGCAAGCUGAGUGACGCUGAACACGAGACGACAGUUGCUGAGCUGCGCAAACAGCUCACUCAGUGUCAGCUGAAAUUCGAGCAGAGUCUUGACAGCUGCAAGGAGCUGAAGUGUCAGCUGGACCACCUGCAGCUAGAGUCAGCUGACCGCUUGCAGCAGAUGUCAGCUCAGUGUGAGCAGCUGCGACAACAGCGUGAUGCUAUUGAAGCAGCUGCAGAGAACAGCACCAGCAGCAUCACUGCUGCAGCUGUUGCGGCACGGCAGCAAAGGGAUGCUGCAGAAUCAGCAGCCGUAUUGGUGCGAGGAGAACUGCAAGCUCUGCAGCAGCAAUAUGAUCAUCUGCAGGCGCUUGCAGACGACAAACAGAGUGAAAAUCAAGCCAUUUCCAAUGAGCUUGCAGCCGUAAAAGAACAGCUGCGUGAGACUAGCAGCACCCAGGCUGCAGAGAUUCAGCAACUGCAUGACAAGCUAUGCAAACAGGCUUGCAGCCUUUGCGAGAGUCAGCAGCAGCUGCGCAAAGAGCAGCUGCUGCAACUGCAGCUGCGCACCCAGUUACAGCUUGAGCAGCAGCGCACCAAGGAGCUGGAGGUGCACAAUAAAGCUGCACAGCAGCAGGUUGAUGAGCUGAACAAGCUGCUUGCUGACCAUCUCGACAGACGCGUCGCUGAUGACGUCAAAGCAAUACUCAAGUCCCUCAACGACAGCAAAAUCAACUCUGAAACAAUACAAAUCAGCUCAGAAACUAUAAAAAACCACUCUCGACCGAUACAAGAUUUUACCUCUUCCCCCAGUAACACCAGCCUGAAAUGUUCAUCCAAGCAAGGCACUAGGAUGAGUGAGACGUACGGAAAAGAUGAGGUUCUCCAUUGCUCUGUUGUGAAGAAUGAGGCUGAUCCUGUUUAUUCACACAAUAAAUUAUCAACUUCUGAAAUUACCCCUCAGGAAAACCGCAAUCUUUUUUCUGUAGGUCGUGAACUCGGAUCAAGUUAUCCUGAUGUUUCUAAAGUCAACACACGAGUUCACACUGACAGAUAUACUCACCGUGACCGUGACAGAGUUACGCAUAAUGAUUUACUUGAUCACCGUGACACCCUAAUGCUUAAUAAUUCCUGGACUCGAAGCAAAGAGCGAAACUCUGAUGACAUCCAUGCCCUGGACAAUUCUAACACGCGGUCUUCGCGAAUUUCUCUUGCGUACCGAACACCACGUCGUGAGUUUCACUCCAGCAACCCUGAUCUGCGCCAUGACACGCGCACCCCAGAGAGGCAAGGCGUGGCGAGGGAUGCUAUGAGUGGUUUAGGCAGUGGUAUUGUUAGAAGCAAAAGUAGUGGUGGUGGCGUUAGAGGCGCUUCUCAGGACUUCACAGCACAACUGGCGCAGUUACAAGCACUAGAAGACGAUAUGCACGCUUUGGCUCUCGCUCCAGUGGACGACCUAUAUACAAAGCCGGAUCAGCAAUACCUACCCCAGGCGAAAACCCGAAGCUUUUCUCGCACCAGCAUCGACUCAAGACUCUGCACUGACUCAGGGCUCGGCUCUAGUGAGCAAACCGACUCAGUCAGCUCCCCCGGGGGCGGCGACUCAGGAGCCGAGUUGAGGCGAGCACGAGCCGAGGCGAGGAGAGAGAGACUCGAAGCCGCCAAACUAAGGGAAAAAUGCGCUCUACUACAGGUGGAGGUGGACGCGCGGACCGCAGAAAUGGCGGACGAGCGAGCGAGGCAGCGAUACC